Molecule: messenger RNA, 1487 nt
Organism: Choloepus didactylus (southern two-toed sloth)
Lineage: Eukaryota; Metazoa; Chordata; Mammalia; Pilosa; Megalonychidae
Product: HLA class II histocompatibility antigen, DO beta chain
Exons: 6
Coding region: 1-774 (257 amino acids)
Biological process (GO): peptide antigen assembly with MHC class II protein complex; positive regulation of T cell activation; immune response
Cellular component (GO): MHC class II protein complex; membrane
Molecular function (GO): MHC class II protein complex binding
Source: RefSeq, a predicted model, not a curated record
AUGGGGUCUGGGUGGGUUCCCUGGGUGGUGGCUCUGCUCGUGAAUCCCAUCCGGCCGAAUUCCUCUGUGACUCGAGGCAGAGACCCUCCAGAAGAUUUUGUGAUUCAGGCAAAAGCUGACUGUUACUUCACUAAUGGGACAGAAACGGUGCGGUUUGUGGUCAGGUUCAUCUUUAACUUGGAGGAGUAUGCACAUUUCGACAGUGAUUUGGGGAUGUUUGUGGCAUUGACGAAGCUGGGGCAGCCGGACGUUGAGCUAUGGAACAGUCGGACAGAUAUUCUGGAGAGGAGUAGAGCUUCUGUGGAUACGCUCUGCAGACACAACUACAAGCUUGGUGCAUCCUUCACCGUGGAGACAAAAGUGCAACCAGAGGUGACUGUGUAUCCAGAGAGAACCCCAUCCCUGCAACACCACAACUUGCUGCUCUGCUCUGUGACCAAUUUCUAUCCAGGGAACAUCACGAUCAGGUGGUACCGGAAUGGGCAGGAGGAGACAACUGGAGUCAUAUCCACAGGACUCAUCAGGAAUGGAGACUGGACCUUUCAGACUGUGGUGAAGCUGGAAAUGACUCCUGAACUUGAAGAUGUCUACACCUGCCUUGUGGAUCACCCCAGUCUGUGGAGCCCCAUUUCUGUGGAGUGGAGAGCUCAGCCUGAUUAUUCUUGGAGAAAGAUGCUAGGUGGAGUUGGAGCCUUCCUGUUUGGGCUAAUCUUCCUUCUUGUGGGGAUCAUCAUCCACCUCAGGGCUCGGAAAGGAUAUGGGAAGAUGCAGUAAUCUGGUGAUGAGGUCUCAGGAGCUCUUCUCCCACCACAGCCAUCCCGAGGUCCUCAUUGAAGCUUCUCCCCCUGGAGUCUAAAACUGUAUGGAGUGGCCUGGGACCAAGGCUAUGUAAAGGACACUCAGAGGUCAGAGCUCUGGGAGUGACUCUUUUCUGUGACCCGUUGAGGAGUCCUGAACUGAUUCCAGUUUUGUUUUUGGAGAUCAUUUAUCUCCCACUCUUUUACCCUUCUUCCUCCUAUUUAUAUACUGGCUUAGUCCCCACUUCCAGUGAAACCAUCCAGAAAUUCCCUAAUGCUUAACUUCUUCCAGCCCAACUCCAUUAACUUUUCUGUGGUCCUCCCUAAUUCUAUGAGUAAUUUUUCCAAAUCUUUCUCUCUUCCAACUCUUCACAGUCUUCAGAAGACAAAUGCAUGGACAGUCAAUGUUUCCGGUUUUCUAUUUUAAAACCUUUGUUAUUGUAAAAUAAAACAAAGGUACAAACAAUCACAAAAAUGUAUAGUUCAAUGAAUUAUUUAAGGUAAAACUCCUGUAAUAACCACUCAGGUUAAAAAACAGAACUUUGUUGGUCAUCCCAGAAGUCUCAAUGUGACUUAGGCCAAUCAAAUCUCCACUUCCCCUCAAAGGCAAUCGUACCCGACUUUUAUGGUAACCCCUUUCUGUGUUUCUUUAUAGCUUAUUCCUCUAACUAUGCAUCCCUUUACUCUAUA